Molecule: messenger RNA, 4680 nt
Organism: Erinaceus europaeus (western European hedgehog)
Lineage: Eukaryota; Metazoa; Chordata; Mammalia; Eulipotyphla; Erinaceidae
Gene: PEAR1
Product: platelet endothelial aggregation receptor 1
Exons: 24
Coding region: 275-3439 (1054 amino acids)
Cellular component (GO): membrane
Molecular function (GO): protein binding
Source: RefSeq, a predicted model, not a curated record
CCUGGGCGGGGGCCGAGUCCCCACCCCCUUCCUGGCCCCCGCCCGCGCAACCUUCCCCGCCCGCGAUCCCAGGGAUCUGCGCCGCGCGGCUCCCCUCAGUAGGGCCGGGGUUCAGGCAGGGUCGCCUAUCUUGUUGGAGGCUCCAGGCAGGCUCUGUCUGGAUGCCAGGACCCCGGGGGGACAUGCUUGGAACAUGCUUGAGGCCACACCCCCUGCCCCCCUGCCUGUGUCUUGGUCCCAGGAUGCUGUGGAGUCCUGUUGAGUCCCAAGGACCAUGAAGGAGACUGAAGUAAAGAUCUCUGUGGGUACCUGGUCCUUGGCCUGCUCUGUGCCUAUCCCUGUCACAGGCUCUGCAAUGGUGUCACCUCUGCAGCCCCUCCUUCUCCUGACCCUGGGUCUGGGGCUGGCUGGAACCCUGAACCCCAAUGACCCCAACACCUGCAGCUUCUGGGAAAGCUUCACCACCACCACCAAGGAGUCGCAGUCCCGGCCCUUCAGCCUGUUCCACUCGAAGCCCUGCCAACGGCCCUGGGAGAGCCCUCACACCUGCCCCCAGCCCAUGGUGGUCUAUCGGACAGUAUACCGUCAGGUGGUGAAGGUGGACUACCGGAAGCGCCUGCAGUGCUGCCACGGCUUCUAUGAAAGUGCUGGGACAUGUGUCCCCCUCUGCAUCCAGGAAUGUGUGCACGGCCGCUGUUUGGCACCCAACCAGUGCCAGUGUGUGCCAGGCUGGAGGGGAGAUGACUGCUCCAGUGAAUGCCCUCCUGGAGUAUGGGGGCCAGAGUGUGACAGGCCCUGCAACUGUGGCAACAACAGCUCGUGUGACCCCAGAAGUGGGGUUUGUUUCUGCCCUGCUGGCCUGCAGCCCCCACACUGUCGCCAGCCCUGCCUCUCUGGCCACUAUGGCCCUGGCUGCCAGUUCAGAUGCCAGUGCCAUGGGGCACCCUGUGACCCCCAGACUGGAGCCUGCUUCUGCCCCCCCGAGAGAACUGGGCCCAGCUGUGAGGUGUCUUGCGUCCAAGACUCUGCUGGCUUCCGAUGCCCCCACACCUUUCCUUGUCACAACGGGGGUGUCUUUCAGGCCCCUGGGGGCCCUUGCAGCUGCCCACCUGGCUGGAUGGGCACCAUCUGCUCCUUGCCCUGCCCCGAGGGCUUCCACGGGCCCAACUGCUCCCAGGAAUGCCACUGUCACAAUGAUGGCGCCUGCAACCGAUUUACGGGGCAGUGUCGCUGCACUCCAGGCUUCACCGGGGACCGGUGCCGUGAGGAGUGCCCGGUGGGCCGCUUCGGGCAGGACUGCGCCGAGAUGUGCGACUGCGCCCCGGGCGCCCGCUGCUUCCCGGCCAACGGCGCGUGUUUGUGCGAGCACGGCUUCUCGGGGGACCGCUGCACCGAGCGCCUCUGCCCCGACCGCUUCUACGGCCUCAGCUGCCAGCAGCCCUGCACCUGCCACCCGGAGCACAGCGUCAGCUGCCACCCGAUGAGCGGCGAGUGCUCGUGCCGGCCCGGCUGGGCGGGUCUGCACUGCAACGAGAGCUGCCCGCGGGACACGCACGGCCCGGGCUGCCAGGAGCACUGCCUCUGCCUGCACGGCGGCACCUGCCAGCCCGACAGCGGCCUCUGCCGGUGCGCGCCCGGCUACACGGGCCCGCACUGUGCCAGCCUCUGCCCGCCCGACACCUUCGGCCCGGACUGCGCCUUGCGCUGCUCCUGCGAGAACGCCUUGGCCUGCUCGCCCAUCGACGGCGCAUGCGUCUGCAAGGAAGGUUGGCAGCAUGGCAACUGCUCCUUGCCCUGCCCAGCUGGAACAUGGGGCUUUGGGUGCAAUGCCAGCUGCCAGUGUGCCAACAAGGCGGCCUGCAGCCCCCAAACUGGAGCUUGUUCCUGCACCCCGGGGUGGCAUGGGUCUCGCUGCCAACUGCCCUGUCCAAAAGGACAGUUUGGCGAAGGCUGUGCCAGGCGCUGUGAUUGUGACCACUCUGAUGGCUGUGACCCUGUCCAUGGACACUGCCUAUGCCAGGCUGGCUGGACAGGUGCACGCUGCCAGCUGCCCUGCCCUGCCAGCUUCUGGGGGGUGAACUGUACCAAUGCUUGCACCUGCAAGAAUGGAGGCACCUGCAUGCCUGAUGCUGGCAGCUGUGUGUGUGCCCCUGGGUUCCGAGGCCCCUCCUGCCAGAGAUCCUGCCAGCCUGGCCGUUAUGGCAAACGUUGUGUACCCUGCAAAUGUGCCAACCACUCCUCCUGUCACCCCUCGGAUGGAACCUGCUAUUGCCUGCCUGGCUGGAUGGGCUCCAACUGCUCCCAGCCCUGUCCCCCAGGGUACUGGGGAGCCAGCUGUGCCCAGCCCUGUCAGUGUCGCCAUGGUGGGACCUGCCACCCCCAGGAUGGGAGCUGCUUCUGCCCCCCAGGCUGGACUGGACGCUUUUGUUCAGAAGGCUGCAUCCCUGGCAUGUUUGGUGCCAACUGCUCACAGCCAUGCCAGUGUGGUCUUGGAGAGAAGUGCCACCCUGAGACGGGGGCCUGUGCAUGUCCCCCAGGGCACAGUGGCGCCCCCUGCAGGAUUGCAGGUGGCCUGGAGCCCUUCACCAUGAUGCCCAGCCCGCCCGUGGUCUAUAGCUCUCUAGGGGCGGUGAUCAGCAUCGCAGUGCUGGGGUCCCUGCUGGUGGUCCUGGUGGCCCUGUUCAUCGGCUACCGCUAUUGGCAGAAGGGCAAGGAGCACCAGCACCUGGCAGUGGCCUAUAGUAGUGGGCAGUUGGACAGUGGCUCUGAGUACGUCAUGCCAGAUGUCCCUCUGAGCUAUAGCCACUACUAUUCCAACCCCAGCUACCACACGCUGUCACAGUGCUCACCCAGUCCCCCACCCCCCAGCAAGCUUCCCAGCAGCCUCCAAGCCACUGAGUGGGCGCACAGCCAUGACAGCCACGCCACGCUGCCUGCCGACUGGAAGCACCGCCGUGAGCCCCAUCCUGGGCUUCCAGACAGAGGCAGCAGCCACCUGGACUGGAGCUACAAUUACAGCUACAAUAGCAACAGCAGUGGCCCAAGCGUGUUCUAUGGGCCCAUCUCCGAAGAGGGCCUGAGGGCCAGUAUGAUCUCCCUGGGCAGUGAGAACCCCUAUGCCACCAUUCGAGACCAGCCCAGCCCGCUGGGAACCCUCCGGGAAAGCAGCUAUGUGGAGAUGAAGGGUCCCCCCUCCGGGUCUCUACCCAGGGACGGCCGAAGGCAGCGGCCCACCCAGAUGCAGAGAAAUAGCGGCACCUAUGAGCAGCCCACUACGCUGAGCCUUGACCAAGAUUCCUUGGGUUCCCUCCCCCCGCUGCCUCCGGGCCUGCCCCCUGGCCACUACGACUCACCGAAGAACAGUCAUAUCCCUGGACACUAUGACCUGCCCCCGGUGCGGCACCCCCCAUCACCCCCGCUGCAAUGCCAGGACCGCUGAGUACUACCCCCCACCUGACUUUGCAGCCCAGGCUGGGGCAGAGCCCUGGCAGGACAAGAGAGCCCAAACCCUGGGUGCAGAUGCAGAGGAUGAGGUCUGGACCCUGAAAAGGAGACCCCAGUGGCUAGGAGCCUGCCUUCCUUGCCCCAAGUACUCAGCCUCUGCAGCCCUCCGGGCUCUGUGUAUAUCAGCUGGUGGGGUGAAUGUCUCAGACAGAUGUGGAAAAUGUGUAUUUGGAACCUUGUCUGUGCACUCUCAGGCUGGCGUGUGUGUAUGUGUGUAUGUGUGCGUGUACGUGUGUGUGUGUGUGUGUGUGUGUAGGUAGUAUCAAGUACCAAGCACUCAUCAUUGAUUCUGCUGGCAGUCCAGUUAACUUUAGCAGCAGCUUGUUAACUGGCCUUCCUGCAUCACCUGGUACCCUCUCCAACUAGCUGCUCAAAGUACAGGAAAUUCCCUGCCUAAAGGUCUUUAGGUGGGCCAGAGUCAGGACUUUCAGAGGCGUUAGAAGCUUUGCUGGCCUGGCCCUUUUCUCUUCAGCCUCUCUCCCAUCACUGUGUUCCACCCCAAGUCCCUGAGGUUCUCCUGUUGGCCACAUUCAUUCCUGCUAUAUAUUCUUCCCAUCUAGAGUACUUUGCCUCCCCUUCCACCUGCUGCCCUCUCCUUUCCUCAUCACUGGGGUCGCGCCCAGCGCCUUGCAGAAGGUAAAUGGGGUGCAGGGCACCUGUAUGUGUGGUACCAAGUACCAAGUGUUUCUUUAUCUGGUUAUUGGAUUACUCUCUGCUUUCUCUAAACUGUAAAUCCCCUGAGGACAGAGUCCUGUGUUAUAUUCAGCACUGGCCCCCCUUGGCACACAGUAGGUUCUCAAUAAAUCUUCCUCCAAAGAUCAAGCGGCUGGAUGAAUUAAAAGUGCCAGUGGUUUGGUAUAUUGCACCAAAGUAAAGGACUUUUGGUGGGUAGGGGCUUUCAGUUCCUGGUGCACAAUGGAGGAGGACCUAAGGGGGGGAGUUGGGGUUAAAGUGUUCUGUAGAAAACUGAGAAAUUUAACAUAUGUACCAAUAAUUAUAUUUACUGUUUACUACAAACAAUUACUGUUUACUGCAAACCCCAGUAUUUUUUUUAAAGUACCAGUGUAUGGGGGGCUGGGUGAUAGCAUAAUGGUUAUGCAAACAAACUUUCAUGCCUAAGACUCUGAGGUCCUAGGUUCAGUCCCCAGCACCACCAUAAAACAGAUCUGAGCAGUG